AUGGCUUCCUCGCAGCCCUCCAAAGCCCCUACUCAGGCUUACGAUCCCGAAAUCACCGACAUCGCCUCCUACGUGCACAAUUACAAGAUUGACUCGGAACUUGCCCUCGAUACUUCUCGCUACAUCCUCCUGGACACUAUCGGUUGUGGUCUGGAAGCCCUGCGCUUUCCUCAGUGCUCUGCUAUCCUAGGCCCUAUAGUCCCAGGUUCCAGCAUUCCUAAUGGAACUCGAGUCCCCGGAACGCCUUUUGAACUGGACCCCGUGAACGGUGCCUUCAAUAUUGGCGCUAUGAUCAGGUGGCUGGAUUACAAUGACUGCUGGCUGGCUGCGGAAUGGGGUCAUCCUUCAGACAACCUUGGUGCUAUUCUAGCGGUCGCUGACUGGAUGGCCCGAACAAACAGAGCUGGUGGUAAGGUGGGCAACGGCAAGAUCCCAACCAUCAGGGAUGUUUUGGAAGGCAUGAUCAAGGCCCAUGAAAUUCAAGGAUGUUUGGCUCUAGAGAACUCUUUCAACCGAGUUGGUUUGGACCAUGUCGUCCUCGUGAAGGUGGCGUCGGCUGCAGUGGUCAGUAAGAUGCUGGGUCUUGACGAAGCGCAGACUGCGGCUGUUGUCUCUCAGGCAUUUGUCGACGGGCAGAGCUUGCGAACCUACCGACACUCACCCAACACCAUGUCCCGCAAGUCGUGGGCUGCUGGAGAUGCCUGUCAAAGAGCGGUAAACCUCGCAUUCAAGGUCCUGCAAGGCCAAGCCGGCAUUCCCACAGUGCUUUCGGCCCCUGUCUGGGGUUUCUACGAUGUCCUCUUUAAGGGCAAGAAGUUUGAGUUCCAGCGUCCUUACGGCUCUUACGUCAUGGAGAAUGUUUUGUUCAAGGUGUCGUAUCCGGCCGAGUUCCACUCGCAGACUGCUGUUGAAGCUGCACAAAAGAUCUACAAGAUCCUUGCGGAUAUGGGCAAGUCGGCGAAGGACAUCAAAGAGAUCACCAACCGAACCCACGAAGCGUGCAUCCGAAUCAUUGACAAGCAAUUUAAGCCCAUGGACAAUUUUGCCGAUCGCGACCACUGCGUUCAAUAUAUGGUUGCAACUAUGUUGUGCUUCAACCGUCUGGAGGCCACCGACUACGUUGACGGUAGCGAGGCCGCGACGUCUCCUCUGGUAGAGGACCUCCGGAAGAGGAUUAAAUGUGUCGAGGAUCCUCAGUUCACCAAGGACUACCACGACCCUGCCUUGAGGACGAUUUCGAAUGCUUUGACCGUGACACUCAACGACGGAACUGUGUUGGAUGAAGUUGUGGUGGAGGCACCGCUUGGUCACCGUCUGCGAAGAGAUGAGGCCAAGCCCGAGAUUUUGGCCAAAUACAAGAGACAUUUGAGCCACCACUUCCCGGAAGCCAAGAUCAAGGAGCUUUUGGAACUGGGCACCGAUGCCUCGAAGCUAGACUCGAUGGACGUUGACACAUACGUGGAUCUUUAUGUCAAGGAGAAGAUGGAGUGGUAG
This is a messenger RNA of Cladophialophora psammophila CBS 110553, 1494 nucleotides long. RefSeq names its product 2-methylcitrate dehydratase. The record is from RefSeq and is a predicted model, not a curated record. The coding region runs from base 1 to 1494 and encodes 497 amino acids. Gene Ontology annotation, molecular function: 2 iron, 2 sulfur cluster binding; 2-methylcitrate dehydratase activity. The transcript has a single exon. Gene Ontology annotation, cellular component: mitochondrion. NCBI's taxonomy places the organism in Eukaryota, Fungi, Ascomycota, Eurotiomycetes, Chaetothyriales, Herpotrichiellaceae.